Cylas formicarius (sweet potato weevil) is the source of this 413-nucleotide messenger RNA. Its product is annotated as pro-resilin-like. The coding region runs from base 1 to 387 and encodes 128 amino acids. The transcript is spliced from 3 exons. Lineage: Eukaryota; Metazoa; Arthropoda; Insecta; Coleoptera; Brentidae. Gene Ontology annotation, cellular component: extracellular matrix. The record is from RefSeq and is a predicted model, not a curated record.
AUGCCUACAUAUGUUACUUUUAGUUCCCGAAUUUCAUGGUUUUGGAUAUUUCAUUGUACAUAUUCAGCUUCCGAUGACAGUUUCUCGUUUUACAAAUUUACCGGCCCCGUUAGCGGACGCGUGAAUGAGGUUAUCAUUAACUCCGAAUCACAUCCCGAUGGACGAAAAAUCGAUUACGUGGCUCAACCGAAUUAUAAUUUCCAUUACGGUAUUCAAGACACGAAAACCGGAAAUUCACAGGGACAUAUGGAGUCUAGAAUGGGCGACAAAGUGGUCGGUGAAUAUAGGGUGCUACAGGACGACGGCAUGGUGCGCAUCGUCAAGUACACCGCAGAUACCCAAAAUGGGUUUCAGGCUCACAUCGAAUAUGUUAGACUUAAGUAUUGAGCUUUAUGCUAAGUAAUUAAUUUAUA